AUGGCUUCAGCCGGUGGCGGAAUGAUGACGGUGCUCAUUUCACGCUGUACAACGAAGAAAAUACAAGUUGAUAUGGUGAUCGACGGAAUGCUCGCUUCUCUAGUGUCGAGCACAGCUGGUUGUUUAUUUUACACGCCAUGGCAAGCUACUCUAGUGGGUGCAAUAGGUUCAGCAAUGGCGGUAAUGAUUUAUCCUUUGCUAGAAAAGGCAAAAAUUGAUGAUCCCGUGGGAGUGGUGCCGGUACAUGUG
Messenger RNA from Strongylus vulgaris, 249 nucleotides. The record is from the annotation of a GenBank genome assembly. Lineage: Eukaryota; Metazoa; Nematoda; Chromadorea; Rhabditida; Strongylidae.